This is a messenger RNA of Notolabrus celidotus (New Zealand spotty), 784 nucleotides long. RefSeq names its product hemoglobin subunit beta-2. Lineage: Eukaryota; Metazoa; Chordata; Actinopteri; Labriformes; Labridae. Gene Ontology annotation, molecular function: oxygen binding; peroxidase activity; oxygen carrier activity. Gene Ontology annotation, cellular component: haptoglobin-hemoglobin complex; hemoglobin complex; blood microparticle. The record is from RefSeq and is a predicted model, not a curated record. The coding region runs from base 264 to 707 and encodes 147 amino acids. The transcript has 3 exons. Gene Ontology annotation, biological process: oxygen transport; hydrogen peroxide catabolic process.
UGAUGUGGUUGUAAUUCUUCAACCAGAUAAGAGUUAUGUUCUCUUUUAUGGGAGAUAGUCUAUAAGAAGUGCACAUGUGCGGUUAUCGUAUCCGAGCAGAAAACUACAAUACAGAUGUUGACCGGCCCACAGCUCAUCCAAUCACGCACUUGCUCAUCCUAUCACACGCUUCCAGAGGGGGGCAGAGUAUCUUUAAAAGGUGCAUCUGGUGCAAGGGUGCGCAGCAUCUGUCGACCUGCACAGGGAACUGAAAAGCUGCAAACAUGGUAGAAUGGACAGACUUCGAGCGUGCCACCAUUCAGGACAUCUUCUCCAAGAUGGACUAUGAUGUCGUGGGCCCCACAGCUCUUUCCAGGUGUUUGGUUGUCUACCCCUGGACUCAGAGGUAUUUCGGUAACUUUGGAAACCUGUACAACGCCAAUGCUAUCACUUCAAACCCCAUGGUUGCAGCUCACGGGAAAGUGAUCCUGCACGGCAUGGACCGGGCUGUGAAGAACAUGGACAACAUCAAGGAAACCUAUUCGGAACUGAGCGUGCUGCACUCCGAGAAGCUGCACGUGGACCCUGACAAUUUCAAGUUGCUGUCUGACUGCCUGACCGUUGUGGUUGCUGCGAAGUUGGGUAAUGAGUUCACUGGUGAAGUGCAGGCAGCUUUCCAGAAGUUCCUGGCCGUGGUGGUGACCUCUCUGGGCAGGCAGUACCACUAGAGGAGAAUAUCCAAUUUGUUUCAAAUCUGUCUUUGUCCCAAUGGCAAAAUAAACGGUGUCAAAACCAUGAAGCUCUA